CAAUCGAGCGUUUAAAUGCCGGAGACCAGAAUAGGCACUUGAUUUGAGCAGACGGCCUGUGGUGUUCUUUCUCGCGAAGCCGAGCAGAGCCAACCUGCUGGAGCACAUGCAUGUGUGUGUGUAAUACUUGGUACUGGGCAGACAGACGACAUCUCAUCUCGUGCGUACCCGUUUCUUAUCGCAGCAACCGCUCCUUGCUAGCGGCAAAGGUUUAUCGAGUUGGCCUGACCAAAACCUCUGACAUGUGCUUGUGGACCCCCAUCUCCACCACUCCCUCUUUGUCCCUUCUCGCCUCUGCUCCCCAAAACAGCUCUUCUGCAGCAGACACAGCUCCCGUCCAUUUGCCGCGCUCGCUAUUCAACAAGCCUCGCUCCCGAGUCCUCUCUGCCUCUGCCUCCCCUCCCCCCCCCCCCCCACUCUCUAGCUGGCAGCGGGCCACGCGCCUGAGCCGGUUCGUUCUCGUGCAUCGGAACCACCCAGCCCUUUUCUGCAUCGACGGACGGUGGCCAGCUCGAGGACCCCUGCCGAAAUCCUGGCAGCCCAGCACCCAAGCCCGGCAAAAAGGCUGCCCGGCCGCCCCUCCAGGCAUUUCGGCGCUGCAAUUGGUGGAACACGGCCGAUGCUAGCUGAGAGAGGCAAGCCGUCGGUACCUCGCCUGCUCAUCGGUUGUUGGCAAAGCAGGUAUUAGCUAUGACGACGACGAGUGCUGUAGGUAUUCAGACAGCAGUGUUCCCCUGCCUCUUUCCACGUUUCCGACCGGCAAGCUAGCAAGGGUGAGCAGUCCGUAGUGCUACGGCUAUUGGCAGGGUCUCGGACGGGCG
Trichoderma asperellum CBS 433.97 is the source of this 821-nucleotide messenger RNA. Lineage: Eukaryota; Fungi; Ascomycota; Sordariomycetes; Hypocreales; Hypocreaceae. The record is from RefSeq and is a predicted model, not a curated record.